This is a messenger RNA of Clonostachys byssicola, 612 nucleotides long. Lineage: Eukaryota; Fungi; Ascomycota; Sordariomycetes; Hypocreales; Bionectriaceae. The record is from the annotation of a GenBank genome assembly.
AUGGCGUCUCGUCAAUCCCUGCGCGCCUUCCAAGCCAUUCGCUCCUCGGUGCCCACAUCCUCCUACCGACCUCGAACAUGGCAAUCACUACGAUUCUACUCUGCGGCCGCUGCCGAUGAGACCCCGGUGAGCGCACCGUAUCUCCAGCAUCUCAAGACCGAUCUCAAGACUGCCAUGCGAGCCAAGGACGCCCCCCGCCUUGCCGUUCUGCGAGCCAUCCUCUCCGCGAACCUCAAUGCUUCCAAGACAAAGACUCCCAUUAGAACCGACCCCCAGCUCGUGAUUCAGAUUAUGAAGAUGAAGCGUUCCAUCGAGGAGACUGCUGCAGAAGCCAAGAAGGUCGGUCGGGAAGAUUUGGCUGAGAAGGAGCUCGAGCAGGCCAAGCUCAUGGAGGAAUACAUCGUCAAGAGCAAGCUUGAGGUUCUGGGAGAGGAGCAGCUCCGUCCAAUGAUUAAGGAGCAAAUCGAGUUGUCCAUCGCGGAGGGCGCUCAGACCAAGACCCUCAUGCCAGAUGUGAUCAAGCGGAUCAAGGCUGCGACUGAAGACAAGGUUGUUGAGAGCAAAAUCCUGGCCCCGUUGGUCAAGGAGCUCAUCAAUGAGAGGAGCAAGUAA